AAAAAGAAGCCUAGGCAACCUUCCCUUCGGACCCUCUUUCCCUUUUAAUAGGCUGAGCAAUUCAACUGGGAAGACGAGAGGGGAGGAGGGAGGAGGGAUGUUUUUUCGCCUCCGGCAGUCUAUAGUCUUAAAGGCGUCUCGCCCUUCCCUUUAAGGCGGCAGUUCCGCCCCCCACUUAGUCGCUUCCAAGAUGGCGGACCUACUGGGCUCUAUCUUGAGCUCGAUGGAGAAGCCGCCCAGCGUCGGUGACCAGGAGACCCGCCGCAAGGCCCGAGAACAGGCUGCUUGCCUAAAGAAACUGCAAGAGCAAGAGAAGCGUCAGAAAGUAGAAUUUCGAAAGCGGAUGGAGAAAGAGGUGUCAGAUUUCAUCCAGGACAGUGGUCAGACCAAGAGAAAAUUCCAGCCAAUGAACAAGAUUGAGAGGAGUAUAUUACAUGAUGUUGUGGAGGUGGCUGGCCUGACAUCUUUUUCCUUUGGGGAGGAUGAUGAAUGUCGAUAUGUCAUGAUCUUUAAGAAGGAGUUCGCGCCCUCCGAUGAAGAGCUUGAUUCAUACCGCCGUGGGGAGGAGUGGGAUCCACAGCAGGCAGAGGAAAAACGGAGGCUGAAGGAGCUAGCCCAAUGGCAAGAGGAAGAGGCUGCCCAGCAGGGCCCUGCUGUUGUGAGUCCUGUGAGUGACUACAAAGACAAAUACAGUCACCUCAUUGGAAAAGGGGCAGCCAAGGAUGCUGCCCAUAUGUUACAGGCCAACAAGACCUAUGGCUGUGUUCCAGUAGCCAAUAAGAGGGACACACGCUCCAUUGAGGAGGCCAUGAAUGAGAUCCGUGCCAAGAAACGCCUUCGUCAAAGUGGAGAGGAGGGGACUCCCAACUCCUAGGCCCUUUGUCUUUCCAUCUCCUCCCCUUACAACCCGACCCCCUGUGGCUUUGAAAAGGGGAAGCGGGGACAUGGAUGAAGUUUCAGGCACUACAACAACACCUUGUCUUGACUUCUGAUGACUAUGUCAGGGGUUGACCUCUGACCCCAAUAGAGCCAUUAGGAUGGAGAGAUGGGUAUGGAGGCUCUCCUAGGGUGAUAUGGUCUGAGUGGUUUUAGAUUUUUUUUUAAUGUUGGGGAUAUGGGGUGGCUGAGUGAACCUCCUUUCAAUUUCUCUAAAAGAUGUGUGACAGAAUGUAAGAGUGGGUAUUUAAUCUAUAUUAUCCUCCCUUCUCCUGGGAGUAUUUCUCCUCCCUCAAGGCUAAGAGUAACUUUAUGCUCAAUAAACACUGUUUGACCUCA
Molecule: messenger RNA, 1275 nt
Organism: Gracilinanus agilis (Agile Gracile Mouse Opossum)
Lineage: Eukaryota; Metazoa; Chordata; Mammalia; Didelphimorphia; Didelphidae
Gene: SPAG7
Product: sperm associated antigen 7
Exons: 7
Coding region: 191-874 (227 amino acids)
Molecular function (GO): nucleic acid binding
Source: RefSeq, a predicted model, not a curated record